Messenger RNA from Prosopis cineraria, 1862 nucleotides. RefSeq lists its product as uncharacterized. NCBI's taxonomy places the organism in Eukaryota, Viridiplantae, Streptophyta, Magnoliopsida, Fabales, Fabaceae. Bases 690 to 1586 code for a protein of 298 amino acids. The transcript has 4 exons. The record is from RefSeq and is a predicted model, not a curated record.
GCAGGAAGGCUUCACUGGGAAUGUUAUUUUCGUGGACAAGUUUGCCCCUUUUCGACUUGCCCUACGGCGAUGGGAUAUGUACUCCCCCACCUUCCUUCACCAUCCGAAACGACCUGGACCCGUCAAGUCAAUGCAAACCGCUCUGCUUCUCCAGACCAUUGCCGACCUGAGAUGGACCUCGCAAGGAGAGAAUUGGUUGUUCGUUUAUUGAUUUGUUGGUUGAGUGAAGUUCAUGCGGAGCAUGGAUGGCUUUUCUCUAUGUGUGGUGUUGUUGCUCUGUGGAUGCGGAGACGUCGUUUAAGUGAUGCCUCAUCUUCGGUGAACUGUCGUUUAAGGAAUGUCUCAUCUUCCCUGAGCUGUCGUUUAAGUGAUGUCUCAUCAACUUCCACGAACUUCAAUGCUAGGAGCGCUCACCUGAAGAAAUUGGUUUGUAGUAGUGAUGUCACUUGCUAUAAGCUACUUAAAAUGCAUAGGAGAACAUUUGACCAGCUCUGUCAAAUGCUUGAUAGUAUAGGGGGACUAAAGCCUAUUAAUCAUCUUCGGUGAACUGUCGUUUAAGGAAUGUCUCAUCUUCCCUGAGCUGUCGUUUAAGUGAUGUCUCAUCAACUUCCACGAACUUCAAUGCUAGGAGCGCUCACCUGAAGAAAUUGGUUUGUAGUAGUGAUGUCACUUGCUAUAAGCUACUUAAAAUGCAUAGGAGAACAUUUGACCAGCUCUGUCAAAUGCUUGAUAGUAUAGGGGGACUAAAGCCUAUUAAUAAUGUGGCUGUCGAUGAACAAGUGGCUAUUUGUGUGCAUAUACUGGCUCAUCCUGUGAAGGAUAGGGUCAUACGGUUCAAUAUUGGGAGAUCUGGAGAAACUGUAAGUAGGUAUUUUUCUUUGGUUCUUAAUGCUAUAAUGGAACUAUAUGAAGAGUUAUCGAAGAAACCUGAGCCGGUGCCGGAGGAUUCAACAGACGAGAAGUGGAAGUGGUUCAAGUUUUUCCAGCAUUGUCUUGGAGCUGUGGAUUGUGCUUAUAUCAAGGUGAAGGUGCCUCUGGCUGAUCAAGGUAGGUAUCGUAACAGGAAAGGAGAAAUCACUACUAAUGUACUGGGGGCUUGCUCUCAAGAUGGACAAUUUACCUUUAUCUUUCCUGGAUGGGAAGGAUCUGCAACUAAUAGGAGGGUGUUGUGCGACGCAGUUAGCAGGAGGCAUGGAUUUAAAGUUCCUCAUGGUCAAUAUUAUUUGGUUGAUGGUUGGUUCACCAGUUGUGAAGGUUUCCUUGCACCAUACAAAGGUAAAAGAUACCGCUCAAACCAAUUGAGAGAAGAGCAUUACCCUGGAAUAUUACAUGAGUGCUACAACACGCGACAUUCUCUAGCACUUGAUGUGAUAAAGAGAUGCUUUGGUUUGUUAAAGCUGAGGUGGGCGAUUCUUAGGAACCCACCUUUUUUCAAAGCAGUUCGUACGUACAAUCUGGUGAUAUUUGCAUGCUGCUUAUUGCAAAACCUUAUUCGUCAAGAUGGUGCAGACCCACUUGAGGAUGAAUUAGCUGACAUGGAAGGUGAAAUAUUCAACGAGCUUAUAGGCAAAAGCGCAAAGAGAUGAACUUGGUCAGGAUAGGUUGACUGUGAUAUAUGUUAGACCGUUUUUUUGUUUUUUUUUUUUUUUUGGCCAAAGGAUGAACCGGUUGAUAAGUACUGUUUUUAAUUUUUUUGAUUUAAUCAUGCCCAGCACUCGACUUUCCGUCUUUGAGAAAGUUGACUGCUUCACUAGCGUAUUAGGACAAGGUGUUGUCAUCCACCAAGCGGUCCCCCGUAUCCACCGUCUAAGCAUUUUGCAGAUUAACGGAGUGUAUUUAGCUUAUAUUGGCACAAAUAUCAA